This is a messenger RNA of Daucus carota subsp. sativus, 760 nucleotides long. RefSeq names its product membrane protein PM19L. The record is from RefSeq and is a predicted model, not a curated record. NCBI's taxonomy places the organism in Eukaryota, Viridiplantae, Streptophyta, Magnoliopsida, Apiales, Apiaceae. Bases 44 to 556 code for a protein of 170 amino acids. The transcript has 4 exons.
GGAUGAACAAAUGUAAAGUUCUCUCCCCAAAUCUGAAAGAGUCAUGGCUUCUGGAGCUGGCAAAUCAGCAGCAUUCAUCUUCUUAUUCAUCAAUGCCCUACUCUAUUUCAUUGUCAUUGCAAUUGCGGGAUGGUCCGUGAAUCAUGCAAUGGAAAAAACUCACGAGACAGCUUCGGUUCUUCCAAUCCCAGCUCGAAUAUUUCCCAUUUAUUUCCCCACUGGGAACAUGGCAACUGGAUUCUUGGUCAUCUUUUCACUCAUAGCCGGUGUUGCAGGCUUUGUCACCUCGUUGCUGGGACUCAACAAUGUUAUGCAAUGGGAUACUCCUAACUUGCAUGCUGCUGCCGCAGCUUCCCUUGCAACUUGGACUUUAACUCUACUGGCAAUGGGGUUGGCAUGCAAAGAGAUCAACAUUGGUUGGGCAGACUCUAACUUGCGGGCUCUAGAGGCAAUGCUGAUAAUAUUAAGCGGCACACAAUUAUUCGCAACAGCUGCAAUCCAUAUUGGUGUUGAAGACGUCGUUGCAAGAGAUAGGGCCUAUGGAGGAAGAGUAUAGAUAUAACCAAGAGAAUUGCUUUCCGUGGUUGUCACAUUCUUCAUAACUACAAUAUUUGCACGACGACCCCAGAUAUUAUUCACUGAAAAAAAAAAAAGAAAUAUCAAUCUGAACACAACCUGUUCAGAUAUCAACAUGAUCUGUGCAUUUUGUCUCCCACGUCUACUUAUAUCAGAUACCUAAAUAAAGAUGGUUUUAUAGUGA